Molecule: messenger RNA, 1923 nt
Organism: Suillus subalutaceus
Lineage: Eukaryota; Fungi; Basidiomycota; Agaricomycetes; Boletales; Suillaceae
Exons: 7
Coding region: 1-1923 (640 amino acids)
Source: RefSeq, a predicted model, not a curated record
AUGGACACCAACCCUACACUCACCAAAAUUCGUUGCAUUUCAGUCGAAGAACUUGAUGAUGAGGAUGGUACAUCACUCAACAUUGGCCGCUAUAUUGAACCCCAGCCAAAUGCAGGCUGGGGAUUUGGCAAAGGGGAGACCAGAUUUGAAAGACGUAGAAGGGAACAACAGCAAGGUGGCGAAGAUCCAUGGGAAGAGUGGGGUUUAGCGCAGUGGAUUGUCAAAAAUCUGGGACAAACACGGACCGACAAAUUUCUAAAACUACCCAUACCAUCGUUUCACAACAAUUGUUCAUUCUUGCAAAGAAUAGACGAACUUCAACAUGGUCCGGGGUGGAGCUGUAAAAAGGUUACUGUCUGUGGUAAUCAUGAGGAUGAGGAUGGAGCGUUUUUGGAAGAAGAGGUUGAGCUGUGGACAUAUUCUGACCGUGCAGGCCAACAUAGAGUUAUUGACGAGAUGUGGACAGCAGACUGGUGGGGCAAGAAACAGAAAGCAUUGCCUGAAGGAGCGACUAUAGCUCCGAUUAUUUUGUCUUCAGACAAAAUGAUGUUGUCACAGUUCCGAGGCGAUAAGUCUGCGUGGCCUGUGUAUAUGUCUAUUGGCAAUGUCGCAAAAGCAAAAAGGCAUCAGGCUUCUUCACAUGUGACUGUACUGAUCGGAUACAUACCUGCGGUCAAGCUGGACUGCUUCACUCAUGAAGAACGGUCCCUGGCUGGAUACCGUCUCUUCCAUCACUGCAUGGCCCUCCUACUCCAUCCUCUGAUUGCCACCGGCAAUGAUGGCGUCGAGAUGGUGUGUGCUGACUCAUGGAUAUGUCGUGUAUACCCGAUUCCGGCCGCAUAUGUGGCCGAUUUCCCUGAACAGUGUUUGGUGGCCUGUUGUAAGGAAAAUCAAUGUCUGAAGUGUCUUGUGGCAGCAGAGGAGCGAGGGGAUGUGCUGGACUCAGUUAUGCGUGAUACUGAGACCACGAUGGAUGUCUUGCAAAGGCGUAAGAUCAGUCAGCAUCCGCCUGAAUUCGAGGAAAUGGGACUACAUAGCAUUUACAAGCCUUUCUGGGCCAAAAUGCCUCAUGCCGACAUCUUCCUAGUGUUCACUCCAGAUCUUUUGCACCAAGUUCAUAAAAGUGUGUUCAAGGACCACCUUGUGAGGUGGUGUCAGCAAAUAAUCGGGGAGGAAGAGAUGGACGCACGUUUCAAGGCAAUGCCAAAUUACCCAGGGCUCCGGCACUUCAAGAAAAGAAUAUCGACUGUGAAGCAAUGGACCGGAAGUGAACAUAAAGAAAUGCAGCGAGUCUUUGUAGGCUUACUCACUGGAGCAGUGCCUAGUCGGGUCUUGGUAGUUACUCGUUUGAUUCUGGACUUCGUGUAUUAUGCGCAACUGCGAAUUCACACGGUGGAUUCGCUCGAAGCCCUACAAACAGCACUAUCAGUAUUUCACGCUAACAAGGAGGUCCUCAAGGAACUGUCUAUUCAUGAACAUUUCAACAUCCCCAAACUGCACCAACUCUCUCAUUACGUCCAGUCAAUCACAUUGUUUGGUGCAGCUGAUGGUUUCAACACAGAACUUCCUGAGCGCUUGCAUAUAGACUUUGCAAAGGACGUUUACCGUGCCAGCAAUAAACGUGAUUAUGAGGAACAAAUGGUCUUGUGGCUUCAACACCAGGAAGCCGUCUUCUUGCAGGGCCGGACCAAGCAUGUUUCAAACACGUACGACUCCACAUAUGCCGAACGAUCGCAAUUGACGCAUGUCCUUGCAAAGGCUCCAGCGCAUCCACAUCAAUCGGUUCAAGACAUUGUAACAUCACAUGGUGCUACCGAUUUUUUCACAGCUCUCCAGUCUUUCAUACACAAGAAUCUCCCUGGCUGUACUGUCGUACCAGGGGUGCAGGACCAUUUGACAUUUACCGGCAAGUGGUCAUUGUGA